Phytophthora infestans T30-4 is the source of this 789-nucleotide messenger RNA. RefSeq lists its product as uncharacterized. The transcript has 2 exons. The record is from RefSeq and is a predicted model, not a curated record. Lineage: Eukaryota; Oomycota; Peronosporomycetes; Peronosporales; Peronosporaceae. Bases 1 to 789 code for a protein of 262 amino acids.
AUGUGGCGUCAUACCAUGACGAAAUAUCGUCUGAUUAAUGUGUUUACUAUCUGGAAACGUUAUUUAGACGACCGACGUGGUCAAUACGCCGUUGCUGCCAGUAUGAAGCGUAUGUUAGAGCAGCGAAUACUACAGAGCUUGUUCACAGCGUGGAGUCUCCUAAACACAACAUACAAAAUGGCUCUUCGUCGGGAACAGAGAGAGUUGCAGAGGUGGAGACGGACAUGUUGGCACCAUUGGAAAUUGCGGCGUGUGUCCUGUCGAUGGCGACGUUCUCAGCAAUUAAUUCUGUUGCAACUUACUUUCUCUAAAGGAUUUAAGCGGUACGCUCUUCAACAGCAAGCGUGUCGUGAGAUUUGCUUACAAACAGCACGCAAUUUGCUACUGCGAGCUCUGACCCAAUGGCGCGUUGAAUUGUGGCUAGCUCUCAACCAACACAAGUUGAUAUUAAACGCUAAACACAAUGCUCUAAUGCACUGGAAAGCGUUCGUAGCAGCCUGUCGACAGAAGAGGCGGUGGGAAUAUUACGUGCAGCAAUUGCAUCGCUCUCAGACUCGAUUUAAAGCAUCGACGCUAGACCAAAAGUGUCAAAUUGGCGGUAUAUUCCGCCACGCACGAGCUCUACAAUCGCAACUUAAAAGAAAUCGAGUCUUGCUGACUCACGUGCUUCAUGCUUGGUACCUCGUCGUGCAGAAUCGUCCACUGGAAUUAUGGGCUCAUCGCGUGAUGGAAAAGUGCUUCUUAACGUGGAGAGAGCAGUCGGUAGGCAAACGAGCCGAGCUAGCGUGA